UGACAGAAGCAUGCCCAAAAUUGAGGUUAUAGUAAAUAUUUACAAAUAAAGCGCUAUUCUGGUUUUUUGCUAUCUAAUCAGUGUUUUCGAUAAAACAAACCUCUUACGUAACGUUAUCCGUUAACUUUUCCUUCUGGCUGUAGCUGUGCGCAUUAGGGAGACGAUGAGCUUUAAAAUGCAUACUGGUGACCUGAUCCCCCUUUUGGGUUACGGAACCUACAUGAUAGAUGGAUACGAAAACACUCUAAAAAUCCUGGAUCAGGCCUUAGCAGUGGGCUACCGACUAUUUGACACAGCCAAAAUGUACCACAAUGAGUCCGAAAUAGGCAGAGCCCUGAAACAGCUGCUUCCCAAGCACAACCUUCAAAGAAAGGACGUUUUCAUCACUACCAAGCUUUUGCCAAGCGAUCAUGGCGCAAAAGCCUACCAGGCAAUCAAAGAGUCACUUGCGAAACUGGAUUGUGACUAUAUCGAUCUGUACUUGAUCCAUUGGCCGGGAACUUACGGGGGCAGUUCGUCCAAACAGCCCCAAACCCGAGCUGAAAGUUGGAGGCAAUUGAUCAAGGCUCAGAAAGAGGGGCUGGUUAAGAACAUCGGCGUUUCCAACUACACAGUGCGGCAUCUGAAUGAGUUAUCCACUGUGUGUGAAGGCGUUUUACCUGCAGUGAAUCAAAUUGAAUGGCAUCCAUACUAUCACCCCUUUGAUGUAUUGGAGUUUUGCAAAGCAAAUGGAAUUCUCGUGCAGGCCUACAUGCCUUUGGGCUCGGGAAGUCGCAAUUUACUCAACGAUCCAGAAGUGAGAAAGGUGGCAGAGCAACUGGGGAAAACAAACGGCCAAGUGAUCCUGAAAUGGUCGCUACAACAAGGAGUAGGAGUGAUACCGAAGGCGGCCAGCAAGUUGCACAUGGAGGAGAAUUCCCAGCUGGAUUUCACGCUACCUGAAGAAGCCAUGAAGACACUGAGCAAUUUGAAGAAACACGUAAAAUACGACUGGGAUCCAGAGGGAGUGAAUUGAAAGGGACAAAUCAGACACUAAAAUCGCAAAUCUGAACGUCUAUUGGUAAUAAAAUAAAAAAUGUACACGUAAGCUAUAAUUUGUACAUACAUAUAUAAAUAUAUAAAAAUGAGCAAAA
Molecule: messenger RNA, 1133 nt
Organism: Dendroctonus ponderosae (mountain pine beetle)
Lineage: Eukaryota; Metazoa; Arthropoda; Insecta; Coleoptera; Curculionidae
Exons: 6
Coding region: 164-1015 (283 amino acids)
Molecular function (GO): oxidoreductase activity
Source: RefSeq, a predicted model, not a curated record